Molecule: messenger RNA, 798 nt
Organism: Quercus lobata
Lineage: Eukaryota; Viridiplantae; Streptophyta; Magnoliopsida; Fagales; Fagaceae
Product: F-box/kelch-repeat protein At3g06240-like
Exons: 2
Coding region: 1-798 (265 amino acids)
Source: RefSeq, a predicted model, not a curated record
AUGGAUGGAGGACACCUUCUGUCACUGGAUUUUGAGACACAAGAGAUUAAGUAUCUUAAUAUAAUUGGAUAUAAGUAUAAUUUUGUUGAUGCUUACAUUGAGAGUCUAGUUUUGCUCGACAAAUCUGCCAAGAAUGAAGUUACUGAGGAAAAUAGGAUUCUCAGUCUUGCCUUGCGUGGCUCUCAAAACUCUCUACCCGUGGUUGAGGUUUACUCACUCUCCACCGGUGAAUGGAGAAUACUUAGUGAUAAUGCUUCUCUGCCUCCUGUAUGUGGCAUGCUUCGUCAUGAGCGACAGGUAUUUGCCAAUGGGGCACUGCACUGGCUUGCUUCCAGAAAUAUUAAUGAUUACAAAAGUCGUUUUAUUUUGGUUUUCGACUUGGGGGAUGAGGUGUUCCGCGAAAUACUGCUGCCAGAACUGCCAAGUUAUACCAGUGAAAAUGCGAAUAUGAUGUGGACUUCAAUUUCUGCAUAUGGAAAUUCCAUUGCCGCGUUUCAACAAGGGAUAAGGAGUGGUAAGCUCAAUAUAUGGGUGAUGAGAGAGUACGGUGUUGCAUCGUCGUGGACAAAAUUUUCACAUCAAUGUCUAAAAUUGGAACUGGCCAAACCAUGUCCAGUUGGCUUUAGGAGUAAUAGUGAGGUUGUAAUGCGAAAUUAUAGUGGAGGGCUCGUCUCGUGGAAUCUAGAUACCCAAAAGAUUAAGGGUAUUGAAAUUAACGGAUAUUUCUGUAAUUUCGUGGUUUCUUAUGUUGAGAGUCUAGUUUUACUUGACAAAACCGCCAAUGGUGUAGUUACAUAA